Molecule: messenger RNA, 5463 nt
Organism: Branchiostoma floridae (Florida lancelet)
Lineage: Eukaryota; Metazoa; Chordata; Leptocardii; Amphioxiformes; Branchiostomatidae
Product: patched domain-containing protein 3-like
Exons: 2
Coding region: 681-3437 (918 amino acids)
Cellular component (GO): membrane
Source: RefSeq, a predicted model, not a curated record
UUCUUUCUUUGGGAAGUCUACUAUUUUUCUCUUCUUCUUAAAGCCACGCUUACGGCUUGUGCGCAAUAACUAUGGUUGGAUAUAAGCGAAGCAGCUGAAAUAGAAUUUAGUUCGUAUUGACAAAGGAACAGGUAGGUAAGCUUUUUCUGUCGGCACGGCUCAAUGGGAAUCAACUGAAGAGCUGUUGUUAUAUUUAUUUUAGGGCGUGGCCACAUGGGUGUGGCAGCAUAUUUGCUGUUUUCCUGUCGAUCACUGAUAUUUGGGCAUGUGUUUGUACAGCCAUUUACCAUGACAUAACAGGUGUCCGCCAGCACCUUCGCUCGUUUUCGGCACCGUGUGAACGGCAAACAGCUCUGGACAGGAGAGAGCUGCGGGCGACCUAAAUGCGGUGAAGCGGUAGAGAUUAAGAAUGACAAACCACAUGGGGCCAACUCGGUUAUGCUCUAUUUCACAUCAAUGAGGUACCUCUGAAAGAAUAAUACUUGAUAUCCGUCUUUUGUAAGCGGCCCCAGAAGACCAGAAGACACUCAUGGCGCAUGCGUCCGUUUAUCUCCAGGGCAAAGGUCACAGAUUUCGACCCAGCACCUGAAAAUCCAGAACAUGAGGAUUUAUGUUAAUAUCUUCCCACUGUCUCACCUGGACAUGGUGUGACUAUAUCAGCAAGCCGUGAGUGGUGAAACAUGGCUUACGACUGCAUCGCAAGGCGAAUAAGUCGUCUGUUUGCCCUGUAUGGAGGCUUCCUGGCACGACAUCCCCUCCCAUUCCUUGUUCUUCCCGUUAUGCUAGCAGCUGGUCUUGGAGUGGGAAUGUAUUUCCUUGAGUCAGAGUCAUCUGUGGAAGGAUUGUACACACCUGAUAAUGGACAGGGGAAGGCAGAGCGCGCUGUUGUCCGAGUACACUUCCCUGUCAAUGACUCUAAUGAUUUCCAGGCUUCCAGACUGGUAACAUUCGGCAGAUCGGCCAGCGUCAUUGUGACGAGUAAAGGACACGACAUUCUGAGUUUAGCGGUGCUGUCAGAGAUCCACUCUGUCUACCGUAACAUUACCGGAAUAUCGUUAGAAAUGUCUGGGACAAACUACACAUUUGAGGAUUUGUGUGCCAUGUGGCAAUCUCAGUGUGUAGUCGAUGGGUACCACCUUCUUAACUUCACAUUGGAGAAGGAUGAAAACACGACCAUUGGUUACCCCUGGACAAAUCUACCUGAUGGGGCUCGACUCUUCAGCGGAGCCACCCUGGGAGGGGUAACUCUAGGGCCAGGAGCGGACGACGUCAGCACCGCUGCCGCCUUCAAACUGACCUUCUACCUACGCAGCGGAAAUUCCGAAGAUGAUAAAUUGAGUGAGGAAUGGGAAAAGGCCCUUUUGUCCUACAUGGGCAAUUUUGAAUCGGACAUUAUCGACGUUUCCCGAACCUCGUCCCAGUCUCUCGAGGAGGAGCUGUCCGCCCUGACGGCCCGCAUCAUCCCGCGGUUCUCCAUCACCUUCACGGUCCUCAUCACCUUCUCCAUCCUCUCCUGUAUGAUGCUGGACAUGGUCCGCACCAAGCCGUGGCUGGGCAUGCUGGGUGUCCUGUCCGCGGGCAUGGCGGUGGUGUCAUCCAUGGGGCUGUGUCUGUACUGUGGGGUCACAUUCACCAGCGUGGUGGCCUCCAUGCCAUUCCUCAUCGUAGGGAUCGGUGUGGACGACAUGUUCAUCAUGCUGGCGGCCUGGAGGAAGACCCAUCCCGGAGGCAGCGUGGAGGAGCGGAUGGAGGAGACGUACGCGGAGGCUGCGGUCUCCAUCACCAUAACAACCGUCACGGACGGACUGGCCUUCGGGAUCGGCGCCAUUACGGUGUUCCCGGCCAUCCGCGUUUUCUGCAUCUACACCGGGGUAGCUGUGCUUUUUGAUUAUUUCUUUCAAAUAACCUUCUUCGGAGCCUGCAUGGUAUAUGUAGGUCGACGUGAGAAAGGCAACCGCCACGCAGCUACCUGCAUGCCGGCGGCUACUCCUCACGAGGUCGAAGAUAGGUCGGGUUGCUAUCGCCUGUUCUGCACAGGUAACACCAUGGCGGGAGUUAACGAGAGGGGGGAAUUCUCGGGUAGUGACCAUGCUGUCAUGACCUUUUUCAAAGAUUAUUUUGGACAUUUUAUAACCAAAACAUGGGUAAAGGUUGUGGUCAUGUUAGUGUUUGCUGGGUACCUGGGUUGUGCCAUAUGGGGAUGCCUGCAGGCAAGAGAGGGCAUCCGUCUGAGUAACCUUGCUGCUGAUGACUCCUAUGUAGUGAGUUACAACACCAAAGAUGAGCAGCAUUUUACGACCUAUGGUGCCAAAAUUUCGGUUAUCUUCACUGAUGAGCUAGAAUAUUGGAAGGCCACCGUUCAAGGCCAAGUUGAAAAUGCUCUAAGCCGGUUUGAGGAGACAGACUUUACUACGGGGAAAAAUGAAUCAGAAUCUUGGCUACGCGAUUACCUUGAUUUCAUUGAUCAGUUCUCAGGUAUCAUUCCAGGUCUGAAUGCCUCAAGCAAAGAACCAUUCAUUACAAAUCUCAGGCACCAUUUUCUCACAAUUCCUCAAUUCAAACGGUAUGAGCUCGACAUCGAGUUCAACGACAACAAAAGCGAAAUUCUCGCUUCUCGUUUCCUGGUUCAAACGAAAGAAAUUUCAAGUUCUGUCCGUGAAAAGGAUUUGGUUAUCAAGAUGAGAGAACUUGCUGAUCAGAGCCCUUUCCAGACCACGGUUUACCACCCUAGCUUUAUCUUCUAUGAUCAGUACAUCGCCAUCCUUCCCAACACCCUGCAGAACCUGGGUAUCGCCACAGCCACCAUGUUCGUGGUAGCCCUUGUCCUUGUGCCCCACCCCGUCUGCUCCAUCUGGGUGACCCUGUCCAUCGCGUCCAUCUGCACGGGGGUGGUGGGGUACAUGACCUUCUGGGACGUCAAUCUAGACGCCAUUUCCAUGAUCAACAUCAUCAUGUGUAUCGGCUUUUCUGUCGACUUCUCUGCUCACGUCACUUAUGCCUACGUGUCCUGUAAAGAAGACAGUAGCAAUGCUCGAGCGGUGUUCGCCCUGUAUAGCUUAGGUAUGCCCAUUCUGCAAGGUGCCCUGUCCACAAUAUUGGGUGUGGCAGCUUUGUCCACUGCUCCCUCCUACAUCUUCCGCACAUUUUUUAAAACCAUGUUCCUGGUCAUUCUGCUGGGCGCAUUUCACGGGCUAGUUAUCCUUCCCGUAGUGCUGACCUUCGUAGGACAAGGUGUGUGUGGAAACAAGCGCAGGUAUUCCAUAGACAACAAAAUGCCAACUUGCCAGAAUGGUUUAAAGGAACAAACUGGCCAACUGGAAAUGCAGCGGAAGGGCGGUGAGGUGGAACUCGCGAAUUAUCAGAGCAGAAGUGGAGAUCCUAAACGCCUACCUUCAGAGUGUCAACAUACCAACCCUGCAUUUGAAUUGGACAGCUAAUAAAAAACGAACACAUACUAACAGCGAGGACAUGUAAACCAUACCGAACCGAACCGAACCAGAGAAACACUGUUCAUAUUAUUCUAAGUGCGUAAUUGUGGAAUACAUUUGCAUUUUACCUUGGGUAUUCGCUGCAUUUGCCUUAUCACUGGUAUACAUAUGAUGCACACAUGAUUUACCAAAUUAAUCUGAAUGAUAAAAUGCUGACUGGUCUGCACCUGCCAUCCUCGGCAUGUAUUAUAGUAUUCCCUGUUAAAAUUUUCAAUAGAAAAACUCUUGCAUGCAAAUUUGUUUUGUCUUUUGUUUCUUAAGUGGACAGUCACUGAAUAAGGCAAGAACUUCUACAUACGUGUUCUAUCAUCAGCUCUAUCGGUAUUAUAGAUGUAGAUGGAGGAAGAGAGGGAGAGGAGGGAGGGCUGGGCGUUUCUUAAACUUUCCUACUCCAGCUGUCGUGAAGCAGCAGCGACGAUAUUUGGCCGUCGCCUUUCUCAGAGCGCUCUCUAGCGGUCAACAGAAAUAUAACAGAUCACCUGCUCGAAAUGAGACGUCAUCAAAAUGGCAUCCCCACGUCAUCAGAAUGGUAUCUCCCAAUAGUACUUUGCGUGUGUGAGGUGCAGCAGUAUCGCAUGAAUGGGAUUGGGCUACGGAUCUCCGCUAAAUCCAGAUAUAUGUUACCAACGUUACUAUGACAGAUUUUCAACCACUACAGCACUGUCUGAUAUAGAUAUGAAUUCGAAAACUUAUAAAACGAAAUAUUUGCCCUUAUUAUAAAGUAACUUUCCUCAUGCAGCCAUCCGAACGCACAUGUAACGUUAUGUUUCUUUCAGCUACUUGUCUGAAAGGGCGUAUAUAAUACCACUGUAUGGCUCUGAUACUGAGUUGUAUGUUGCUCCCCGACUGGCAGUAUCCAGGGACAUUGACAUUUUUUACCAGAUCGGCCUAUCCGGCAUGCAACGAAAAAGGUGUGUGUGUGUAUCUGAUACCAUGGCAAUAUUGAGCGAUCAGACAGACAUUGAUUUCAACAGUAUGACGCACGUGGAAAAUACGUGCGACGAAUAUAUCAUAUGAUCAAAUAAAGAGUCAAAAUGAAACCUUGAUCAGAUUUUAUUCCAUUAUCAGUUUUAUAUGCCGACGCGUAUUAUGUUGAAGGAUGGGGAUUAAGUAUUACAAUUGAGUUUUAUAGAUGUCACUAUUACUAUUACCUAAAUAAUCAGGUUGUAAACUGUAACAUACAUUUUGUUUCGUCUGUAACUAUCAGGUUAAUUACUCUCCCUUUAAACCCGUCUUUGUACAGAAAGUAAUAAAAAAAAACUAAAUAAGAUAAGAAUUCGAAACUUUGGUGUUCAUACGGAAAGCCCUACUCGCAUUUUUUCAUGAAAUAAUUCUUCACCCGAGCCCUAUCAAAAAAUGCGUAGUAUGCAGGAGUUGGUGAUUACCUCAAAUGUUCAGCCAUUACCAGGGGUUUGUUUGUAUGAACCGGUAAAAUUCCUCGUGGCAUAACCCACCCGCUUCAGUACAAACUGUAUUUGAUCCACUCAAACAGAGAAGGACCCAUGCUCUUUAAAUGUUCUUGAGGCAUGACUCUCAUCAAACAAGGGAAUGUCCGUAACCGCACUGCGAUACUCAUUUAUACCUCAGCGAAGUGAGGAUAUUUUGGUUACACACUAAAUGAUACAUUAAAGUUGUUUUGAGGUAGCAUCCAAAGUCUUGACAUGUCUAAUUUCACUUCACUCGCUAUAGCAGCCAUGCCCGUGGUGAUCCACAACAUGCUAGUUGUGUUUUACAUCUCUAUCUAAAUGUGAUGUUACAUAUUAUGCUAGCUUAGAAUAAAUCACAAACUAGUAAACCUAUUACAGCGACACAAAUUAUCUUUCAACAUUUAAGUUGGCAAGAUUAACAUUAAAACUAGAGUUCGGGGACCUCAUACCUCCAUGAAAUAUUUAUUGCUUUUUUGUGGAUGGUAUGUAUGUUUAUAGUCGGUUGUAUUUGAGAGUAAUGGUUAUAAAUGUUAUGGGAAAGUAGUGGU